UGAGUAAAUUAUCAGGAAAAGUUUAUUUGAAAGUGAACUAAUCCUUUAAGGAAAGCCCAACCCCAUCCCACCACUAAACUUACCCUUAAUAAUGCUAUAAGCUCCACCUCAACACCAGUCUGAGACUGCUGACCUGGCCCUGCUGUCCUCACAUUACUGUGACGUAUGGCUCUCCAGUUGGUUAUUAUUGUGUCACUCCCCUAAAACUACAACUCGCCUCCCAUUUGCUGCUGCCUUCACCGCCAAAGUAUAUGAGUGUCUGAACCAGAAUACAGUAAUACAAAUGCCUCAGCAGAGCACAAGGCAAAGAAAAUUACAAUCAAAUUCAAAACCCAAUAAUCAGAAAAAUGGACCCUAGCAAUCAGUCCACAGGUGCCUGCUCAUCUGAGAAAUCAGGGAUGCUGCAGCCGACACCAUACCAGGACAAUCUUGUUGCAUAUCUUCCCUCCUUUCCAAGCCAGCCAUAUCCAGGGAAAUCCGUGGUUGCCAUGCAGCCUGCAGUUUUUGUGACCGCCGCUCCACUGGCCAAUCCAGAGCCAGAAUACCUGUGCUAUUCCAUCUUUACCAUGCUGUUCUGCUGCUUUCCCCUGGGCAUCUCUGCACUGAUUUUGUCCUCCUCCACUCGAAAUGCCAACUACUCAGGACAGCGAGUAUUAGCAGAGAAGAACUCCAAAACGGCACGCACCCUGAAUCAUGUCGGCGUUGCUAUUGGCAUUUUCUUUACUGUAUUGUUGAUUGUCUUAGAGUUUGUGGUUUUUAAGAAUUAAUAGCUAUUAGAGCUGUCAUGGUUGGAUGCAGAUUACAAACAGAUUUGGCUCUUUGCUUUUUAAAUGUUAUUUGGUCAAUGUAUCAUUAUACUUAAAACAUGUUGAUAAUUAGGUUUAAAACAUUGAAAGCUUUGACUGGCCAGCUACAUUUAUCAUGAAAGAUAAAAAGCCAAUAAAAUAAGCCAUCCACUUGUGUCUGAUGCUGGGAUCCUUCUGAAGUCUGUACAGAGAUGCAAACGAGCUGUUUAAACUGGACGCAUAAAAGCGAACUUUUUUCACUCUUCAAUAUAACAAUAUAUUAACAAAGUAUGUCCUAAUGCUAUUCUGCUACAUACUUAAAAGUAUGUACUUUUUUCACAAAAACAGUACAUAAUUUUAGGGCAUAGUAUACUGAAAAACUGUAAUACUGAUGAUAAUAAGAAAUGUACUGUAUUUAAAAAGAAAUGCAGCCUUGGUGAGUAUAAGAGACUUAAAAA
This is a messenger RNA of Megalobrama amblycephala (Wuchang bream), 1243 nucleotides long. RefSeq names its product dispanin subfamily A member 2b-like. NCBI's taxonomy places the organism in Eukaryota, Metazoa, Chordata, Actinopteri, Cypriniformes, Xenocyprididae. Bases 348 to 767 code for a protein of 139 amino acids. The record is from RefSeq and is a predicted model, not a curated record. The transcript has 2 exons. Gene Ontology annotation, cellular component: membrane.